Molecule: messenger RNA, 708 nt
Organism: Tachysurus fulvidraco (yellow catfish)
Lineage: Eukaryota; Metazoa; Chordata; Actinopteri; Siluriformes; Bagridae
Product: interferon-induced protein 44-like
Exons: 6
Source: RefSeq, a predicted model, not a curated record
UGUGUGUGUGUGUGUGUGUGUGUGUGUGUGUGUGUGUGUGUGCGUGUGGCUAUAUAAACUCCACAAUAUACAGAGAAGAAAUGCCUCCAUUUGAAAGAAUCUAGAAUGAGAAUAGCCCAGGAGGAGGAGGAGGAGGAGGAGGAGGCUGCCCCAACUGAUGCUAUAGUAUAUACUGUAACAGGCACUGCGGAGAGCUGCAGUAGAUCUGAGUAGCCAUAAACCAAUUAAUUGGAUAAAAUGGGAAAAGAACAAUCAGCUUCACCUCCACCUCCCAAACUCGAAUUUGAUCAACCAGGGGGGGAAAUGCCUUGGGGAGAAAAGGACAAAAUUGAACAGAAACUGAGGACAUUCAAGCUCAAGAGAACAAGUGCUCAGUUUGUCAGGAUUCUGGUUGUUGGUGAAGUCGGAGCAGGAAAGUCCAGUUUUAUAAACUCAGUCAAUAAUGCUUUCCAAGGACGAAUCACCUCUGAGGCUCUUGUUGAAAGGACAGGAGGUGCCAGUUUCACAAAAAUCUACAAAACUCAUUAUAUUGAAGCAGAGGAUGGCUCCAGUUUGCCUUUUGUUUUUAAUGAUAUCAUGGGACUUGAGGACAGAGAGUCUGGUGCGAAAGCAGACGACAUCAUCAGAGCCAGAGACGAGUUACUUCAUGAAGGACACAAGGUAAGUAAAUUGUUCAUGCAGUCAAAGAAUGACAUAUUAACAUGUGAA